Messenger RNA from Tachysurus vachellii, 2975 nucleotides. RefSeq names its product B cell linker (gene blnk). The coding region runs from base 134 to 1636 and encodes 500 amino acids. The transcript is spliced from 25 exons. The record is from RefSeq and is a predicted model, not a curated record. Lineage: Eukaryota; Metazoa; Chordata; Actinopteri; Siluriformes; Bagridae. Gene Ontology annotation, biological process: intracellular signal transduction; cell surface receptor protein tyrosine kinase signaling pathway.
CAAUAGCAAGAGGAACUUCCUUCAUUUCCCACAUUAUGUGAAGUCCAGUUGCAGUGUAGUUACUGUAAACAGCUCAGAUCGAUGAGCUGCUGUCAGAUAGCUCUCAGUUUGAUCUGGAACAGUUGAAGCUGAGAUGAGUCUGCCAACCAGGGAACAGUUUGAGGAGUGGAGCCCAGCACAGGUAGCCAGUUUCUUGUCUCAGAACAAGAUGAGAGAUUGUGCUGUAACUGUGCAGAGAAUGAAGAUUGAUGGCCGGUGGUUUCUGAAACUUUCUGACAGCGAUCUGAGCAAGUUUAGCCUCAUCCACCGACCGCAAAUCCAAAAAUUGGUUCAGGACAUCAAAAAAAACGACGACAGCAUUUUCAAUCGAAUAAAAAGGUUCCAAACAGAACAGACAGCCAAUAUUCUUAAAACUGGAAGAAAUACAAUAGACAGACUAAAAAACAAAGCACCCCCAAAAGUACCUGCAAGAGACUACCCGGGUGAUAACCAGGAUUCUGAACAGUCGUCCGAUUCAGAAUUUGAAAGUGACCUGUAUGAAGACCCACAGGGUGAUUACAACUAUGAGCCUCCCCCUUGUGAGAGAGUCUUCUCUCCACCGCGAAAGAUCAACUACACUGGAGGAGACUACCUGGACACACAUCCUGGUCGACAAACUCAAAGUAAACCGUUAAUGCCCUUCCUACCAACUAAACCAAGAAUUCCUGAGAAGCCUAAACAACAAGCAAAGUAUGAUGACUACAUUGAUCCUGAGGAGGACACAGACUAUAUUGUCCCUUCUGAAAAAGAUGACCAAGGAAUGCAGUCAGGACGCUCAUACAGUCCAGAUGUCUAUGAGGUUCCUGACCCCGACAGUUCUCCAUCCAGCAGCAGGUACAACCAGAAGCUACAACCCCCUGCCCUACAGCUGCCUCCAAAACCAAGUCCCAGAACUAACAUUAAGAAGCCGGUUUCUUGUCCGGAGCCAGAGGACGAGGAUGACUACGAAGUCUGUAUUGAUAAUGAUAGUUUAACAGAAGAACAGGAGAAGAAGACUGCAGAAGAAAGACGGCCUUCAAUCCCUGUCCCUUUGCCAAGAGAAGCGAAGAAUCCAAAAUCAUUAGGGUUCCAGAAACCAAGCAAUCCAUCUAGAGACCAUGAAGCUCGGGAUUCGGUCUCUCCAUCCCCUACAGGAUUUUACCUUGUAAAGUCUCUGCCACGUGACAACCUCUGCCAGAAGUCUCCACCAGGGAGAGGAAGCUUAUCUCAGGAGGACAGUGCCACUAGGCAGCAAGAGGAGGAGGCUGGUGUGUAUAAGAAGCCGUGGUAUGCCGGUACCUGUGACCGUAAAACUGCAGAGGACGCACUCGUCCGAUCGGCCAAGGAUGGUUCAUACCUGGUGAGGAAGAGCUCAGGUGUGGACGCCCUGCAGCCCUACACUUUAGUCGUGUUCUACAACGGACGGGUUUACAACAUUCCAGUGCGCUACAUUCCCACCGCAAAACAGUACGCACUGGGCAAGCAGAAGAACAGAGAGGAGCGAUUCAAAACUGUCUCUGAAAUCAUCGAGAACCACCAAAAGAACACGAUUGUGUUGGUGGACAUGCAAAGCAACACAAAAGACGCCACUAGUCUGAAGCAUGCUGUGAAGCCGUGAGUCGAUUCAGCUAUGGUGGUUCAGCAGCACACAACGUCCUGCACUGACACAAUUCUCCAGAACAUCCGGGAAGUUUCAUGAAGACUGAUGAAGGAGCGGAAAUGAAUAAAAAAAAAGUCAUAUAGCCGGGAUGCGACAAGCUGUGAGGAUCAAAAAGCAAAUUGUUGCUCAUACUGACAGGUUUUGUAAAAGUGUGUAAAAUAUUCUCACGUAAGCUGUAUUUAAUGCACUUAUGCAGUAUAUUUUUGCUUCAUCUCAAGAAAAGACAAUUUAGUAAGAUAUUUUGAAACAAUUGAAACAUUUAAUUCUAUUCAGUUUUAACGAUGAGACUCAGAAGCUAAAUUACCUUAUUUCUUAUGUACGCAUUUCUGCAUUUCAAAUUAUGGCCAUUGCAAAUCUGAACAUUUCUCACAUUUCUGGUUUGUAAACAUACACUGGUACGCAAACUAAAAAGGGUUUCAGUGUCAUUUCUUUAUCUUGUAUCUCCACACGGCACAGAGCACAAGAAAUAACAGAGUCUUAAAGGAAGGAAUUAGUUUAUGUAGAACAUGAUUUGAGAAAAAGGUUUCAUGUUGUUUUUUUUUUUUUUUUGUUUGUUUGUUUUUUUUACAUUUUCACAAGCAUUUUAGCAGUUUUUUAAAAAAAUCCAAAAAAAAUAAAGGUUUCAAGUCAGAUAAUUUUAAUAAUAAUCUUUUAAAUAAAAAGAUUUAUAGACACAAGUAGGACCUGACUUGGGCUGGACCGUGGAAUACAAGCUGAUGUGAUCACAUUCAAAUAAAUAAUUACGUGCUACAAUUAAUAACCACUCAGUCGACUGUCUGGUGAAUAAACAAUAGAAAUAAAAGUAACAACUCAACUCUCUUUGUAACACUUUUCAGAAAAAAAAAAAUACAACAGAAAUUGAACAUGUGGUGAUGGAAAGAUCCACACAAAUAACUCUCAUGCGUUUAGAAACAACUUCGCUGAAAUGGAUUCCGUCUAUUAAACACCGCCGCUGUUACAAAUCAGGGAUGAUGAAAUCAUUUUAACUGCAUGAACUACUACAGCGUGUGGGGGGAAGACGAUAAAACACAGAGAAUGAUAACAUAAUAGAAGAAUGCUGUUGUCGUUAAAUAUCACAAUUCAAGGUAACCUUUACAACUGACGUGUCUAAUUUGGUUGCGUUGUAGUAGAACAAACAUAAAGAGCAAGUAAUUUGUAGGCAUUUGUGUUUGUCUAAAUGAAUAAAUAUCUGUCUUUGCAAAGACUGGUUGAAAAAACCUGAGUGGCAAAGACAAGAACUUAUUUGCUUAAAACCAGUAAGCAAUUAUUAGAUAUUAAAUUAAUGCAAAAAAAUAAA